GGCUACCAUUUAUCCCAGUCAAACAUAAUUUCAAAAAAAAUAGCGUUUUCACUCUCCUCCUUCAUUUUGCAAGUUAUUUUCUCUCUCCUACUUCAAUUUCUCAGUUCUCUUUGCUAUUUUCUCUGAUUCUUCUUCAAACUUCAUCAAUUCUUCGUCAAGGAACUCCAACUUCUCCAUUUAAGUAAUUUCUGAGUUCCUCUUCUAAUCCAUUGAAGUAAUUCAUGAGAUUAUAUGGGAUGAGGUUGGUGAAUCUGAAACCACUCGUGAUAAGAUGUUACUUGAGCUGGAGCAAGAGUGCCUUAAGGUAUACGGGAGAAAAGUUGAUCAGGCUAACUACUGCAGAGCUCCGCUAUUGCAUGCUAUUGCUGAUUCUGAGGCGGAGCUAGCCACCAUUUGUUCUGCAAUGGGUGAGAGGCCAGUCCAUAUUCGACAGAGACUUUGCUAUGCCAAAAUGUUAUUCUUCAAAUGGGUUUACGUUUGCUAGCCCCUGGAGGAAUGCAGAUACGUUGCACAGGUGGGUGCUAAAAUGUCAUGCCUGCCAGCAUGUAACCGCUGAAGUUGGUCGAAUCUUCUGUCCAAAGUGUGGCAAUGGUGAUACCUUAAGGAAAGCACCAUAUUUUAGUUCCUGGAAAAGGUCUCCCCAAUAUGAGUUCCAUUAUAAAGCAAUUUAGGGAUGUGUUCGAUUGGGUGGAUGCUAAUAGUACAGGCCGUAUAAUUCCUCUUGAAGGAGCUGAUGUCGAAUAUGAUUCUGCCAGUGAAAAGAUUGAGGAGAUUGAAUCUGAUUUGAAGAAACAUAUUGUGGAACAAAAAAAGUUGCUUGGCAUCACAUCGCCUGGGGACAGGUUCAAUCUUCCGACACGGGUUUUUGCGUUAACCAAUUCAAUGGAUGGAUGAACUGACCCUCAUGGAAUCAGACUUCUUAUAGGUCGAUCCGGCCGGGGCUGAGGUGCAAAGAUAAAGGAAUAUGGUAGGUAUAAGGAAUUCACAACUUUUUUUAUCCAAAAUAUCUUAGAAUCUAAAAAUGAUGUUGACCUAAUUCCAAUUGGGUUGAAAGUAGACAUCCAAAGCUUUCCAACAACAUAUUAUUUGUCUUAAUUCGAGUUUGGGAUAAAAAAAAAAUAAAUAAAAAAAAACAUAUGAAUAAAAAAAACAUAUGAAAACAACAACUACAAAAAAAUUGGAGAAGAAACGCCUAGUUGAAAUGUAUGGCAAGAAAUGCCUAGCUCCCCUGGAAUUUCGAAAUUUGUAACCGUUUUCUCCUUGGAUUUUCGAAAAAACUAGCCAUUUGGCCUCCACCUAAAAAAAAAAAAAAAAAAAAACAUGACUUAAACUCCGGCGAUGACCUUGCCCUCGGUCGAUGGUAGAUGUUAGGAGAAUAGAAUGUUAGAUAGAGUUAGAGGGAAGAAGAAUAUAGAAUACACGUGAGGGUACGUUCGUCCAUUCAAGUUUAAUUGCGGGCGUUACCUGGUAAAAUGAGGGCGUUGUUUAACAACCCUAAAAUUAUCCCGUUGAAAACUGAACACUAUGUAUAUUUUCUCUCUACCUUCAAUUUCUUUUCUCUGUUUUCCUCAUUUCUUUAGACCGGUAAAAAGAACUUCCAUCACCAUGCCCCUAUUCCCAAUUCUCUCAUAUAUUUUUUAUUUUCACUAGUUUAACGGCGACACUUUAUACUUAGAAUAUUUAAGAAAUAUAAAUAAUUUAAAAUGUCGUAAUUACCCCUUAUUAAGUUAUUAUAUAUUCGCCUCAUCCAUAACAAUUCUCCGUAAUUUAUUACUAUUUCCUCAUGAAAUAGAGGGAGUGACUAUCUAAAAUUUAUUACACUUCACACGUCAUCAAAAACAAAAAGGAUUUUUUAGCCUAAAAUUUAUACGAGAGAAACUUCAAAUUCCAUUUCAUUCCGCGCCUAAUCAUCAUCUAUAAAAAGGACUUCUAGAGAACCGAAGAGCGAAACCAAUAAUCUUAAUUACAAUUUCUCUCUCUAAAAUCCUCAAUUUUUCUAUUUCUUUCUCUAUAUAGCUCAAUCUCUCUCCUUCUCUCUCUCUAAAACUACACUUUCUUCAAAAAAUCGUCGGAGUUUUCUCAAUUUCUCUUUAUAAUGCCAGAAAUGUACGCACUCAAAUCUGAAGAACAGAGCCAGCAGUUGCAGCUUGUUGAACGAGAAGAAAUCGAAGAUGAAGAGGACUUGUUCGAAGCUAUUGAUAAAUUGAUUGCACAUGGAAUCAAUGCUGGAGAUGUUAAGAAGCUUCAAGAUGCUGGAAUAUACACUUGUAAUGGCUUGAUGAUGCAGACGAAGAAGAAUUUGACUGGAAUCAAGGGAUUGUCUGAAGCUAAAGUUGAUAAGAUAUGCGAAGCUGCUGAGAAAAUAGUGAAUUAUGGUUACAUUACUGGAAGUGAUGCUUUGCUCAAAAGAAAAUCUGUGAUCCGCAUAACUACUGGAAGUCAGUCAUUAGAUGAACUAUUAGGAGGUGGAAUCGAAACAUCAGCAAUUACAGAAACAUUUGGAGAAUUCCGCUCUGGAAAAACUCAGCUAGCACAUACUCUAUGCGUCUCGACACAGCUUCCGACCAGCAUGAAAGGAGGGAAUGGGAAGGUUGCCUACAUCGACACUGAAGGAACUUUUCGACCUGAUCGUAUUGUGCCAAUUGCUGAAAGGUUUGGGAUGGAUGCUGCUGCUGUCCUAGACAACAUCAUAUAUGCACGUGCAUAUACGUAUGAACAUCAGUACAAUCUCCUCCUUGGUCUGGCAGCAAAAAUGGCUGAGGAACCCUUUCGAUUACUGAUUGUAGAUUCUGUCAUUGCAUUAUUCCGAGUGGAUUUCUCUGGAAGAGGAGAGCUUGCAGAGCGACAGCAAAAACUGGCCCAAAUGCUCUCUCGUUUGAUGAAGAUUGCUGAAGAGUUCAACAUCGCUGUAUACCUCACUAAUCAAGUUAUUGCUGACCCAGCAGGAGGAGUUUUUGUUACGGACCCAAAGAAGCCAGCAGGCGGUCAUGUCUUAGCUCAUGCAUCAACAAUAAGGUUGAUGUUCAGGAAGGGAAAAGGUGAACAGCGUAUCUGCAAGGUGUUUGACGCCCCAAAUCUGCCAGAGGCAGAAGCUGUAUUCCAGAUUACACCAGGUGGAAUCGCAGAUGCAAAGGACUGAAGCUAGUAGACAAUCAAAUCAAUUUAUCUGAUAUCACUAUACCAGACAGAGCAAAGGAAAAGUUGCCUCGUUUUCCUACUGCCAUUAAUUAGGUUUAACUCUUUAAGACAUAGUUAUCUACGGCCAGUUUAUUAGCUUCAAGGAAAAAAGAAGCCAUCUUACUAGUUUUUGUUGUAAAGUUGUUUGGCGCACAGCUAUAUGUGGAACGAGAAACUAAAUCAAACGUGUAAAAAUUUGCUGCAGCUUUAAUGAAAACAGUUAUCUUUCAAGGGUAAA
Molecule: messenger RNA, 3415 nt
Organism: Chenopodium quinoa (quinoa)
Lineage: Eukaryota; Viridiplantae; Streptophyta; Magnoliopsida; Caryophyllales; Amaranthaceae
Product: meiotic recombination protein DMC1 homolog
Exons: 21
Coding region: 2096-3139 (347 amino acids)
Biological process (GO): DNA recombinase assembly; DNA strand invasion; DNA repair
Cellular component (GO): condensed nuclear chromosome; nucleus
Molecular function (GO): double-stranded DNA binding; single-stranded DNA binding; ATP-dependent DNA damage sensor activity
Source: RefSeq, a predicted model, not a curated record